This is a messenger RNA of Carassius auratus (goldfish), 3970 nucleotides long. RefSeq names its product dystroglycan 1 (gene dag1). The transcript is spliced from 3 exons. Gene Ontology annotation, cellular component: dystroglycan complex; basement membrane; dystrophin-associated glycoprotein complex. Lineage: Eukaryota; Metazoa; Chordata; Actinopteri; Cypriniformes; Cyprinidae. Bases 651 to 3263 code for a protein of 870 amino acids. Gene Ontology annotation, biological process: muscle attachment; nerve development; axon guidance. Gene Ontology annotation, molecular function: calcium ion binding; laminin binding. The record is from RefSeq and is a predicted model, not a curated record.
UAGACAGCAAGUGCAGAGCAGCUCAUACACACCCCACACUGCGAGGCUGGAGAAACCCUCGACAUGUGACCGCUGCUGACUGUCGACACGUACUUUCAUUUUAUCUUUCUUUUCCAAUUUGAUUUCCUUCGUCCUAAAGACUCCAGGCAGGACUCGUAAUCAAGCGCCGCGCAGUCGUCCCGUGGAUUUCAUCAGGAAUAAUUCAUCCUCGUUUGGCAAUCCUCGCUCGUUUCUCGGACGAACCUGCUGAAGGACGAGGAGCGAGUGUGUACACAAGAGAAUAAAAGCGUCUCACUGACCUCCAGCAAUAACCAGCGCCAACCCACGACGACACCUGUGCUUCAACAGCACUAUUUAUUUAUUUUUCGCCACUGGAGAAGCGUUGAAAGGGAUUUUUUAUCACUUUCGGAGUCAAGUCGGUUCAUCUCAGUGUGGACAGUGCAGGUCUCAGAGGCAGCCCCUUAACUAUGGGAUUUCAGAACUACUGAGGGAACUUCCACAAAAGGAGGGAAAAGGGGCCGGCAACGGGAACAAAAGGAGAGGAUUGAGCUUUUGAAAAGAGGAUCAGUUCUUUCAGACUCAGUGGGGUGCAUGCUGCCCCCUCAACUGGACGUCCUCUUUUGUGCGAGCAAGAAAAAAUAAAAGCAGACAUGCGCAAUAAACUGAGAAAGUCCCGGGAUGGGGGAUGCCCCAUGAUGGGGCAGAGGGACAGGACUUUUCUGGUGCUGCUGAUCGCAAUGGUGCUGACAGUAACAGAAGUGCGGGCUUCCUGGGAUCAGAACCCAAUGGAAGUUCUAGGUGAUGUAGGGCAGUUGGAGGCAUCUAUGCACUCGGCGGUGCUGUCAGACCUACAUGAGGUGGAAGCGGCAGUAGCUGCGGUGUCGCAGCCCGUUGGCUUCCCAGACUCCUCAGCGGUGGUGGGCCGGGUGUUCCAAAUGUUGGUGCCCAUCAAAGCGAAGAACUCCAGGAGCACAGUAAAGAUCACAGAAGCAAGCAAGGAUGUGCUCCCAGCAUGGUUGCACUGGGAUGCAGAGAGUGGCACACUUCAAGGCCUUCCUCUAGAGACAGACAAGGGUGUUCACUACAUAUCUGUUUCUGUUUCUAAUGAGAGCCAAGUCUCCCAUAGCCCGGAUGUGUUCUCCAUUGAGGUGCACCCAGAGGAGCAUGCUGAUACUGACCCUUUUCAGCUUGCAAUUCAACAGUCAGCCAGCAAUGAUGUCCAACCUUUCAUCUGUGGCAAUGAGGAACCUGUUACUGUCCUUACUGUCAUUCUGGAUGCUGACCUCACAAAGAUGUGCCCGAAGCAGAGGGUGGAACUACUUGCUAACAUGAAGAAGUUCUCUGGCAUGGGACUUCAGCACAUGAAGAUUUUGCCUGUGGUCAACAACCGUUUGUUUGACAUGUCUGCUUUCAUGGCAGGCCCGGGAAAUGCCAAGAAAGUGGUUGAAAAUGGAGCCCUUUUGUCCUGGAAACUUGGUUGCAGUCUGGAUCAAAGCAGCAUUCCUGAUAUCAGUAGUGUUCAGGUUCCAGCAAAAGAGGGAACCAUGUCUGCACAGUUGGGAUAUCCGGUCGUUGGAUGGCAUAUCGCUAACAAAAAGCCCUAUGUACCUAAAAGGGUGCGAAGGCAGCUCAACAACACCCCCACUCCCAUGCAAUCAUUACCACCCCCAACAACUUACCCUGACCCCCCAACCCGUAUCGUUCCCACACCGACUUCUCCAUCUAUUGCUCCUACCUCAGAGAGUUCUGCCCCACCUGUUCGUGGUCCUAUGCCACUUCCUAUGAAACCUACCAUUCGAAACAAAGAUCCCCCUGCUUACACUCCAACUUUAGGCCCCCCUCAGCCAACACGAGUAAUAGACACCACCAGCACAAUCACCAUCCAGCCCACCAUGACCAGGCCUGUGUAUGUUGGGCCCUCUGUGACCCCAGCAACACCCACCACCAGGAAACCGACCAGAAGACCUACAAAGAGACCCAAGACAACUCCGAUACCAAGAGAACCCAAGACUACCACAACCAAGCCACCAAGGCGCACAACACCCCCUGUUAUCCAAAUCGAAGGCAAUAUAAAACCCCAGCUGCAAAACCCAAUCGACCAGGUGAAUGCCUACGUUGGCACCUACUUUGAGGUGAAGGUUCCACCUGAUACAUUUUUCGACAAAGAGGAUGGAACUACUGAUAAGUUGAGACUCACCUUGCGCAAGGGCAAUGAUGUGGUUGGAGAUGAUUCUUGGAUACAGUUCAACAGCACAAGCCAGUUGCUCUAUGGAUUACCAGACCAGGGGCAUGAAGGAAAACAUGAGUAUUUCAUGCAAGCAACUGACAAAGGAGGUCUCUAUGCAAUAGAUGCCUUUGAGGUCCGUGUUAAUCGAUGGGGAAACAAUGUUAAGUCACCGGUCUUGUUUACUGCUGUAUUUGAAGGAGAUGCACGUUCAGUCACCAAUGACAUUCACAAGAAGAUCCUUCUCGUCAAGAAACUGGCCCAGUCUUUUGGUGAUCGCAACAGUAGCACUGUUACACUGAAAAACAUCACGAAGGGAUCUAUCAUAGUUGAAUGGACCAAUAACAGCCUUCAGCAAAACCCCUGCCCAAGAGAGCAAAUACAGCAGCUGAGCAGAAGAAUCUCUAAUAAUGAGGGUAGACCCUCACCACAGUUCACACAUGUUAUGGAACCAGAUUUCAAGGCCUUAAAUAUCAAUGUCAGAGGCACAGCAAGCUGUCGCAAUUACAUGUUUGUCCCAUUAGGUGAGAUCCCAGAUCCGACCACCUCUCCUGUUACUCCCGCUGUGGGUGCUGGAAGACAGAGCAAUGAUGAUGUGUAUCUUCACACCGUCAUUCCGGCAGUGGUGGUUGCAGCAAUUUUGUUGAUAGCGGGAAUCAUUGCCAUGAUUUGCUAUCGCAAGAAGCGCAAGGGCAAGCUGACAAUCGAAGACCAAGCAACUUUCAUCAAGAAAGGAGUGCCCAUUAUUUUUGCGGAUGAGCUUGAUGACUCUAAGCCACCCCCAUCUUCCAGCAUGCCCCUUAUCCUUCAAGAGGAGAAGCCUCCGCUUCCUCCACCAGAGUAUCCCAACAUGGCUAGUCCAGAGACAACACCUCUGAACCAGGACCUUUUGGGAGAGUAUACACCACUACAUGAUGAGGAUCCUAAUGCCCCUCCCUACCAGCCACCACCACCCUUCUCUACACCAAUGGAGGGGAAAGGAUCCCGCCCCAAGAACAUGACCCCAUACAGAUCGCCACCCCCUUACGUGCCACCCUAAUGUUUGCCAAAACCUCCGGAGCAGGAGGAUGGGGAACUUUUGUAGUUCCACACCAGUGCGUUGUUUCUUUGCAUUAUGGGAUUUUUAGAAGGGGCGGGGGGUGUUGCAAGUUGGGGUUUGAAUGUGAUGGGAUGAUUUUGUUAAACUGAACUCUUAAGGAGAUGUGGGAGGGUGGGGCAAGUGAAUAGUCUACAAAGGACAGCAAAAACAACCUCAGCCUCUGACUACUCUGGUUAUUGCUAAACUGUUGGGAUGUACCCUCCAGUCCUGGCAUUUUGUGUCUCGAUGGGCUUUUUUGACUAAUUAUUGGUUAUGUUUUGAUUUUAAUUUUCUUUUUUUUUUUUGUUUCACGAUUUUCUGACUCAGAAUCAAAACUCCUUGCCUAACAGCACUCUUUCUAUCUUCUGAAUUCGUUAAUCUUGGAUAAUAUAAGUGGACAAUAAAGCUGACUGCAGGUGCAAAAGGUUUCAUUGAGAAAUUCAAUAACGGAAGGGGAAUAAAAGAAUGGCCUUGAGGGACUUGGACAGCCAUGCAGACAGUUACGUGAGAUGUCGAUUCAUUAUGGUUUUGCCUUUUAACACACAAUUAAACCGUUUUUAUUGUUCUUCACAUUUCUAGUUAAAUCACUACAAGAAGAGGUAGCCAAAAUGAAAGAUUUGUUUAAUCCACUGUAUAUUUGAAAGUUGUUAUGCUCGAUCACCUUUAAU